This is a messenger RNA of Octopus sinensis (East Asian common octopus), 1294 nucleotides long. Its product is annotated as cathepsin Z. The coding region runs from base 75 to 998 and encodes 307 amino acids. Lineage: Eukaryota; Metazoa; Mollusca; Cephalopoda; Octopoda; Octopodidae. The transcript has 7 exons. Gene Ontology annotation, cellular component: lysosome. The record is from RefSeq and is a predicted model, not a curated record. Gene Ontology annotation, molecular function: cysteine-type endopeptidase activity.
GAAGUAACUCUGUUGUAGUAUCAGACGAACACUUUAUCAAUUAGCGUCAACUUGGAAGCGAAUCAAACUCCACGAUGAAUCAUUUUGUUGUUUUGUCACUGGUAAUUUUCUUUACUUUUUGUGCUUCAGUAACUUUAGGUGGUGAUUUAGCGAAAUUGCUGCGACGGAAUCCUUGCUUCAAAUCCAAUUUUUCGUCCAAAUAUCCGAGAGAAGUCAGAACUUAUGCUCGUCCACAUGAAGUCUUAAGAUAUGAAGAUAUUCCCAAGAGUUGGGAUUGGCGUAACAUGAAUGGUAUCAAUUAUGCAAGCACAAACCGUAACCAACAUAUUCCACAAUACUGUGGAUCCUGCUGGGCCAUGGGCGCAACCAGUGCACUUGCUGAUAGAAUCAACAUUCAUCGAUCUUACCCCUGGCCUCCUGCUUACUUAUCUGUCCAGGAAGUCAUUGAUUGUGCAAAUGCAGGCAGCUGCGAAGGUGGAGAUGACACUGGUGUAUAUGCUUAUGCUCAUGCCCAUGGGCUAGUGGAUGAAACUUGCAACAAUUACCAAGCCAAGAACCAAGAUUGCCCAAAGUUUAAUAGAUGUGGCACAUGUAAAACGUUUGGAGAAUGUGCACCAGUCAAAAAUUACACCAUUUGGUAUGUCGCUGAUUAUGGCAGCGUCUCUGGAAUUGAAAAGAUGAAGGCAGAAAUAUAUAAAAAAGGACCAAUCAGCUGUGGAAUGAUGGUCACAAAUGGAUUUGAGGAUUAUGCUGGUGGUGUGUACAAAGAAUAUAAUAAAGCAAUAAUGAUAAACCAUAUUAUUUCCAUUGUUGGCUGGGGAGUUGAUAAUAGCACUGGUAUUGAAUAUUGGCUUGGCAGAAAUUCCUGGGGAUCAUUUUGGGGUGAACAAGGAUGGUUCCGUAUUGUAACAAGUGCCUACAAGAAUGGUGGAUCAUCAUACAAUUUAGGAAUUGAGUCACAGUGCAAUUAUGGUGACCCAAUUAUCCCUAAAAAUUAAAAUCUUUUAACAAAUUUCAUUGGGUGUUACUAAAAAUUAAAUCCAAAUAUUUUCUUUUUUGAAAUAAUUAAACUUAAAAGCUUUACUCUAAAAACUAAUUAACAUUUACUCACCGAUGAGAAUAUCUAUUUAAAAGUAUUAUUUAUAUAAUUUUAAUGUCCUCAGCAUAUUACAUCGCCAUAUUAAAAUAUUAAAAGAGAUUAUAAUUAAGACUUAAUCAGAAUAAAAAUCUUUAUUUAUCAAUAAACAUUAAAAGCACAAACAGUGGAAUAUUUUUCAAAUCCUAAAUAUACUCA